AUGGAGUAUUUGGAUGAAGUAUUGAGGAUAUUUUAUGUUAGUAACCUCCAGUUGCUGAUAUUUUCGAUAUCAAGAAAGGAAAACCUAUCCCGGGCCGUGGAGCAUGAGGCAAAUGGAAAUAGAAGGGCUGCCUAUGAAUGCUACCAGAAGGCCGUUGAUAUAUCACCUUCAGUUGCUUAUGACCUUAUCCAGGUACUGAAGAAGGAAAAUGUAUCGUAUGUUGUGGCUCCAUAUGAGGCAGAUGCUCAAAUGACAUAUUUAGCCCUCAACAAUCAUGUUGAUGCCGUGAUUACAGAAGACUCGGAUUUAAUUGCAUUUGGUUGUCCCAGAAUAAUCUACAAAAUGGAUAAAUUCGGGCAAGGUGUUGAGUUUAAGAGUGCCUUGUUACAGUACAACAAAGAUCUAAAUUUAGAGGGAUUCACCCAAAUGAUGUUGCUCGAGAUGUGUAUCUUUAGUGGAUGUGACUAUUUGCAGUCCCUUCCCGGAAUGGGCCUGAAAAAGGCUCAUGCUCUCAUGAAGAAGUUUAAAAACCAUCAAAAUGUAAUUAAGCAUUUAAAGUACAACAACAUUGAGUUUACUCCUCUUUAUGAAGAAUCAUUCAGGAGGGCAAUUUUGACUUUCAGGCACCAACGAGUUUAUGAUCCGGUUGGCGAGGAGAUUGUGCAUUUAUCUGAGCCAGUGGAUAGUACUGAUGAAGAUUUAGACUUCUUAGGCCCAUAUCCUUUUUCUUUAAUUUCCUAUAAGUGA
Messenger RNA from Striga hermonthica, 747 nucleotides. The record is from the annotation of a GenBank genome assembly. Lineage: Eukaryota; Viridiplantae; Streptophyta; Magnoliopsida; Lamiales; Orobanchaceae.